Aspergillus alliaceus is the source of this 1447-nucleotide messenger RNA. RefSeq names its product VIT1/CCC1 transporter family protein. The coding region runs from base 377 to 1276 and encodes 299 amino acids. The record is from RefSeq and is a predicted model, not a curated record. NCBI's taxonomy places the organism in Eukaryota, Fungi, Ascomycota, Eurotiomycetes, Eurotiales, Aspergillaceae. The transcript is spliced from 2 exons. Gene Ontology annotation, cellular component: fungal-type vacuole membrane. Gene Ontology annotation, biological process: intracellular manganese ion homeostasis. Gene Ontology annotation, molecular function: manganese ion transmembrane transporter activity; iron ion transmembrane transporter activity.
ACCGCCUCUUCUCCUCAGGCACGUUGUUGGUCAUUCUCCCUUAAUAGGUUCUAAGGCAGGUGACUCAGGUCCGUCUCCUUAUCGUUCCCAUCCAAACUUCUUCCAAUACGCAGUGUGGGUUUAAUAAUUAGUGGACCCUAUCGAUUGCUUGUUACCGGGAUAUAGAUCCCGUGGUACUCUCAUUUGAUCAGACUUGUUCGCUCUCUGCAUCUCUCAUUCAGUGUGACAUUAGAGAAUAGUGCGAUCCACUGGAAGUAGAGUAUUCUUAUUAUAUAAAUCCAUCCCUCUUCCACUUCCUUCGACAUCACUUGACUCACCUUUCGAAAGUACUGCCUACAUGGUCCUAGUCUGAAAGUCGGUCACGUCGUAUACCACCAUGUCGAUCUCCUCCAUCAAGGGCCUCCUCUCCAGCUACUCCCCCAUCUCGGAAUAUUCCCCGGACCUGGAGAAGGACUAUCAACUGCCCCUUCGAAAUGGGUCGUCCAGCGACCUUGAGUCUCCAGCUGAGCCCGAAAAGCCCAUCCGACAAGGAACGGAGAAAACAGAUUCCAAAAUCGUCGACGGGCGACUGGUCUCGGAUGCCAUUAUCGGACUUUCCGACGGCUUGACGGUGCCUUUUGCUCUCACAGCGGGACUGUCCGCACUGGGUGACACAAAGGUGGUGGUGUUUGGCGGGUUGGCUGAACUCAUUGCGGGUGCUAUAUCCAUGGGCUUGGGAGGAUAUUUAGGAGCAAAGAGCGAAGAGGAAUCCUACCGUGCAACAUUAAAAGAGACCGAAUCCCAAACCAUGACAGAUCCAUCCGGGAUGACUGACACGAUCUCCGAUAUCUUCGCACCUUACGAUCUGCCUCCUCAUCUCGUGUCCGAACUCACAAGGCACCUCUCCACGUCCCCAAUGCUCCCAUCGUUUCUCAUGAACUUCCAUCAUACUCUCCAAGAGCCGUCCGGGUCGCGCGCCUUGAUUUGCGCUCUAACUAUCGCAUUGGGGUAUUUCAUCGGCGGGUUCGUCCCAUUACUCCCCUACUUCUUCGUUGGGCCACACGAUGCCUUUGUCGCCCUGCGCUGGUCCAUCGCUACCAUGGUCGUGGCGCUGUUCAUAUUUGGAUAUGGCAAGACGUGUUUUGUAAGCGGUUGGAAGGGUCGUCGCAAUGUUCGACGGGGGCUUAUCGGUGGGUUACAGAUGGUCUUGGUUGGGGGUGUUGCAGCAGGAUCCGCCAUGGGGCUGGUCAAAGGCUUCCAAUUACUGGCUUCUAAUGGUGAGGGAGGAGAGCAGUAAUUCCCCUUUCCACCCCAUCUAUAUUUCUUUUGUUUCGAGCUUGGCUUGGGCGUUAUGGCGAUAAAAGUGCAUUGGGGAUGGUAAUUUUGCUGUCGGGACUUCGGAAAUAGACUAUAACUUCCAAUGAGAGAAAAAGUAAAAACACACAACAGAGAUUUACAUGUAAGUAAA